AUUCUUCUCCACGGGCACUUAGAGAAAAGAGAGAGAGAGGGUGAGGGAGAGAGAGAGAGAGGGGGGGAGAGAGAGAUGAGCUGGGCAGGAAGGUUUCUCGUGCACCAUAAAACUGUCUCCUUCCUAUUGAAGAAGAGAGCUUAUGUUAUUGAGGAGCAGCUGAGCCAAUCAGGAGGCAGUGCAGGCAAAGACAGGAGGGAAAAGCAGCAGAGCGAGUGGGCAAGAAGAAGGGAGAGGAAAAAAAAAAACUGCAGUGUGAGAGUGUGUGUAGUUUUCAUCCCUCCCCUGAACAGGUUUUCAGCAAUUUGGGUUUCCAGUGUCCGGGUGCAGUUGAGUGAGGGGUCUGAGAGUGUUUAUGAGGCAGAGUUCCCUGGAGGGGGAAGUGAAGUGUCUCGAUUCCCGUGGAGGAAAAGGAAGCGCUCGGUGUCCAGGAGAGAGAGGAGAGCCGCGCUGGAGAGUUUCUGACUGACAAUCUUCUCACUGUGACGGCCCCCAGACGCUCUCCAAGAUUCAACAUUCCUUGGCUGGACCGCGUGUGCAGCCUAAAUGACGAAGUUCAACUUGUUCCGGCAUCAGACGACACCGAUGGUCGCCGCAAAGCCCACAGGGGCCAGCGCGUUGACUGUGACUCCGGCCCCCGUGGCGUUGGUAGCGAAUGAAAACACCAACUCCACCGAAGCCGUCAACAAGAACGAUGCCUUCGACGAGAUCAAGAACAAGUUCCUGAAUGAAAUCGACAAGAUCCCACUGCCAUCCUGGGCCAUCAUCGCCAUCGCCGUGGUCGCCGCCGUGCUCAUCCUAACGUGCUGCUUCUGCAUCGUCAAGAAAUGCUGCUGCAAGAAGAAGAAGAACAAGAAGGGCAAGAAGGGAAAGGGUGAUAUGGGAAUGAAGAACCUGAAGGGUGGAGAGGUAUGUUUUAAUUCCAGUGAAGUUGUCGUAGAAGAAGAAAUUGAAGGCGUAGAAGAAAAAAAAUUGAAGGAAAAUGUAUCCUUGCAUUUUUUCAUUCUUAAAUCGUACGUUCCUUCUCCACAGCUGACCGUGGGAAUCCUCCAAGCCGCUGAUCUCCUCUCCAUGGACAGCGGCGGCACCUCUGACCCUUACGUGAAGGUCUUUGUUCUCCCUGAUAAGAAGAAGAAGUUUGACACAAAGGUCCACAAGAAAACUCUCAACCCCGUCUUCAAUGAGACCUUCUCCUUCAAGAUCCCAUUUCAAGAGAUGGGCGGGAAGACUCUGGUGAUGUCCGUCUACGACUUCGAUCGAUUCUCCAAACACGAUGUGAUCGGAGAGAUCAAAAUACCCAUGAACACCCUGGACCUGGCUAAGCCAAUUGAGGAGUGGCGAGACCUCGACAGUGCCGAUCAAGAGGAGCAAGAGAAGCUGGGCGACAUCUGCAUCUCCCUGCGCUACGUUCCCACGGCUGGGAAACUCACCAUCUGUAUCCUGGAGGCCAAGAACCUGAAGAAAAUGGACGUGGGGGGGCUGUCAGAUCCCUACGUGAAAAUCAACCUGCUGCAGAACGGAAAGAGGCUGAAGAAGAAGAAGACGACGGUGAAGAAGAACACGCUCAACCCGUACUACAACGAAUCCUUCAGCUUUGAGAUUCCUCUGGAGCAGAUGCAGAAAAUCCAAGCCGUGAUCACGGUGCUGGAUUAUGACAAGAUUGGCAAGAACGAUGCCAUCGGCAAGAUCUGGGUGGGGAGCAAGUCCACAGGGGCGGGGCUCAAACACUGGUCCGACAUGCUGGCCAACCCCCGCCGUCCCAUCGCCCAGUGGCAUCCACUGCAGCCGGAGGAAGAGGUGGACGCCUCUCUCGCAGCCCUGAAUGCCAAGAAGUAAAGUCCCGCCAGAAUACAUCGUACCCCACGAGCUCCAC
Messenger RNA from Cynoglossus semilaevis (tongue sole), 1873 nucleotides. Its product is annotated as synaptotagmin-2-like. The transcript is spliced from 11 exons. Gene Ontology annotation, biological process: calcium ion-regulated exocytosis of neurotransmitter; synaptic vesicle endocytosis. Bases 547 to 1836 code for a protein of 429 amino acids. The record is from RefSeq and is a predicted model, not a curated record. Gene Ontology annotation, cellular component: plasma membrane; synaptic vesicle membrane; dense core granule. Lineage: Eukaryota; Metazoa; Chordata; Actinopteri; Pleuronectiformes; Cynoglossidae. Gene Ontology annotation, molecular function: clathrin binding; calcium-dependent phospholipid binding; calcium ion binding.